Molecule: messenger RNA, 2265 nt
Organism: Cyclospora cayetanensis
Lineage: Eukaryota; Apicomplexa; Conoidasida; Eucoccidiorida; Eimeriidae
Exons: 6
Coding region: 1-2265 (754 amino acids)
Cellular component (GO): membrane
Molecular function (GO): lipase activity
Source: RefSeq, a predicted model, not a curated record
AUGACGAGAUCUACACGUGCCGUGCAGGGGCAUGGCAACACACACAUCCCUGCUACUGAGACACCUGCGGGUGCUGCACAGGCGUCUGGAGCAGCAGCCGAACGCAAAGCUCAGUCGGCGCUCUCCGCACCGACGGGCACUGCCUGGGGUGUCGCAGCGGAUCCCCCCGUCCCGCUGCAUCCUAGCAAACCCUCACCAGCCGCUGCUGCAGCGUCACCUGCAUGCGCUUCCUGGGCAGAAGCGGCAUCCGAGGCGAAGCGGUCGGCUGCCUCUCAAGAAACAAACUCCUGCACGUCUUGCUCCUCCUCCUUCCCAUGGGACGGAGCCCCCGAAGUAGGAUCCUUCCGGAAUUCGCAAGGUCUGUACAUCAAAGUCUACAGAUGGAGGCACGAGCAUCGACAGCAUCGACAGCAGCAGCAGCAGCACGGAGACACCGCCGCCGGUCAUGCGAGCGCGCAGGAGGCCCCACGGUGGGGCCUGUGGGGGGCCCCUCUGCGAGAUCGACCUGUUAGGGGAGUUGUGGUGCUUGUUCAUGGGCUGGGAGAGCACUGCCGCAGCCAUUUCUUCCAUAAGCCCCCUGUUGUAAUGUCGGAAGCAGCAGCAGAGGCAGCAACAGAGGCAGCAACAGAAGCAGCAGCAGGCGAACGCGGGGAUGGCUGGGGAGCCUUCCGACCGACGUAUAUCGGCAGCUGGGUAGAAGGCUUCAACAGGUUAGGAUUUGAUGUUGUUGGGCUCGACAUGCAAGGGCAUGGCGCUUCAGACGGCUGGGGGAAGGGUCGGUGUAUUGUGCGUUCUCUAGACGAUCUCGCGGAGGAUCUGCUGCUUCUCUUGCGCCUCCUGAGGGCGGAGUACCCCCAGCGGCACCCCUGUGAGGAAGGGCAGCUGCUGCAUGCCCAAGUGCACCCCCUGCAACGCGGGGGUGCCGCAUGCAGAGCGCAGCCGCAUUCCCUCCCCUCCAGCGGCGGUGGAGAAGGCUCGAGACUGCAGCGGAGGCGGCGCUCGCCGAGCGCUGUCGGGAGGUCUGCUGACGCACCAGCGGAUCGCGAGGCAGAGGCGCCUCCAGAAAAAGCAGCAGGAGCUGCUUCUGCUGCUGCUGCUGCAGCAGCAGCUGCUGCUGGAGUCCCCAUGUUUCUCGUGGGACUGUCUCUGGGGGGUUGGGUGGCUCUUCGGGCUGUACAACUGGCAGCAAAUGAAAGGCGCAGCAGCAGCGCAGCAGCAGCAGCAGAAGCAGCAGCAGACGAUUUCGCUUAUGGCCAUGUCUUCCAGGAGAAUCUGCGCUUUGUAGAAUGCUUCUCGACUCCCGAGGCAGCAAGAGCUGCGGCAGCUGCCGACGCUGAUGCUGCAGCACAGGCGGCAACUGCUGCUGCAGUUGGAACGCCUCUGUGUCUCCAAGGGCUCGUGCUCCUUUCCCCGAUGUUGCAGCUCUCGCGCAGACGUCACCUCCAACGUUCCAGGCUGAUUCGCUACGCUGCCGCUGCACUUGCUGCAGUCAAGCCGCAUACGCCUCUUCUUCCUCCUGGAACUCGUCGACGCCACCCGUAUCUGCUCCACUAUUACCAGUCCGAUCCGUUGACGUACAAAGGGGGUCUACCCGCAGGCAUAGCAGUGCCACUGAUGUGGGAGAUGGAAGCCGCAACGCAGCACUCCGAGCUGCUACAGCUGCAACACCAAGAUGCUGGUGCAGCCUUGCUGGUGCAUGCGGUGCAAGACCCCCUCUGUGACAUCACUGGCAGUGUAAACUGCUUCUCAAACCUUCUAGGCCUCCCUGACAGACAACUGCUCGCUAUAGAGGGACCCCUGCCGGGCGCUGCUGCACCCGCCGCUUCUACUCCUGCGAACUGCCAAUUUGAUAGCAGCGACAUGCAGCGAGAUCUCGAGGCGCAACACGAGGAAGGCAGCAACGGCAGCGGCAGCGUACACGAGCACGUGCAUCCCAAGCUGCAUGCGCUGUAUCCAGAAUUUGACUUCCAUCUCCCAGCAGCACCUGCCUCCGCUGCAGCGGCACAGCAGCAGCCGGCCUGUUUGAAGGCGUACGAAGAACGCAUGAAAGGCGCGGCAGACUGUCGCGAAAGGAAGCCUAGAGUCAUUGUAGCCAGGGGUAUUGACGUAGUGCACGAUCUCCCAAACGAACCAGGGCAGCACCUUCUCUUCCCCCUCGUGGCAGCGUGGAUAACGAGCCGCUGCCCUGAGCCACAGGAUCAACGAAUCCAGCAGAGGACUGUUCAUCCACAGGAGCACCAUCAACAAGAAGAAAGUAAUUUGUGA